Haliotis rufescens (red abalone) is the source of this 931-nucleotide messenger RNA. RefSeq lists its product as uncharacterized. Gene Ontology annotation, biological process: immune response. Bases 28 to 426 code for a protein of 132 amino acids. Lineage: Eukaryota; Metazoa; Mollusca; Gastropoda; Lepetellida; Haliotidae. The record is from RefSeq and is a predicted model, not a curated record. Gene Ontology annotation, cellular component: membrane. Gene Ontology annotation, molecular function: tumor necrosis factor receptor binding. The transcript is spliced from 2 exons.
UCAGGAUCCACAGGGGCACAUCUAGUCAUGGUUCCAAUCAAAGGGUCGCCGCCAGCAUGGACAGCCCACGAUGACUACCACAUGACCUUCUGUGCCAAUGUCGCAUGCGAUAACGGAACGAUCUGGGUACGAGACGCUGGGAUCUACCUCGUGUACUCGCACAUCACACUUAACGUGACACGUGGCUCCACAUACACCAUCUUCACACACAGAAUGCAACUUACCAGACGGAACAUGCCUCCUAAGCAGCUUCUGAUGAGUAAGACCUCAUUCACACGAACAGCAUCUCCACAGCGAAACUCUUUUCUCUCCGCCGUUUUGAAACUCGAAGAACGCGAUUCCAUCGGCGUCCACAUACCUGAUCAAAACACUGAUCUGGUCGAGAAGGGUGGGUUUUCAAACUACAUUGGUAUAUUCAAAUUGUGAGGUGAGGUGGGGAUAUGAGGAAUAAAGACUAUUAUUGCACUUUUAUAGCAACGUGAGAAUGUUCAACAUGGAUGUCUUGCCAUCCUGACACAGGUAUAGCUUUGUUGUUGUUUUUCAAUGGAUACAUUUUGUAUGUAUUUAAGAUUGCAUGUGAACUAUAUUCUGUAAACUUAUUGAUUGUGUACUCCAAAAAGAAAUAACAUAACCCACAAAAAACAUUAAGUGGUACACAUUGGACAUAUCUUUUCUUAACGUACAUACUUCUCUAUAUGUUGCUACAAAUGGUUCGCAUUUAUUUUCUUCCAUACAUAUAUAUACUGCCAUCAAAGAAUCAAUGUUAGACUAUGAAGUAAAAAACAUGUUUGCAGCUGCAACAAUAUGCGAAAUUCAAGGUAUAAAACUGCUCACACACACACACACACACACACACACACACACACACACACACUAUGCUUUACCUUUUCUUCUUCUAGUAUAGCUUGGGGCGGUCGGGUAGCCUAGCGGU